CGGUGAUUGAUGGAGGUUUCGUAUUACAGUUGGAACACCAUGGUGCAGAAGUGAAGAAUCCUCUGUGGACGGCAUUAUGCUUAAUCACAAGUCCGGACCUUGUCAGUCGGAGGUACAUUGGGAUUAUCUGGAAGCUGGUGCGCAAAUUGUUCUCACCUUUUCAUAUCAGGCAACGUUGCUUGGAUUCGAGUCAAGAGGAUACAUCAGAGAACAAGGAAAGGAAUUUUUGAGGCGAAGUGUCACGUUGGCAUGCGAGGCGCGUGACAAGUUUUGGAACGAGUAUCAACAACGCGUGCAGAAACACGAAGCAGCUCCUGGACAAUAUUGCCGCGCACUAGUAGGGGCUUCAAUCGGAAGUUACGGGGCAUAUUUAGCAGAUGGAUCCGAGUAUAGUGGAGAUUAUGGUCCUGAGAUGACUUUAGAGAAGCUGAAAGAUUUUCAUCGCGAACGACUUUUGAUCCUUGCCGGAGCUGGACCGGAUAUUCUAGCACUUGAAACUAUUCCGUCUUUUCUGGAGGCAAAGGCUCUCAUCGAAGUUCUGGAAGAGGAAGAUAUAAAUGUUCCAGCCUGGAUGUCUUACAUUUCAAAAGAUGGGAGGAAUGUGAGCUGGUAGAACGAAGUGAAAAAAAUUGUGGCUUUUGGCAUCAAUUGUACUCCUCCUUCUUUAUGCGAGGAACUUAUCUCAGAAGCUCGCAAGAUUACAUCGAAGCCCAUCGUGGUCUAUCCAAAUCGCGGUGAAGAUUGGAAUGCAGAGAAAAAGGAGUGGAUUCCAUCUACGGGUGCUACUGACGAGGACUUUAUCAACUAUAUUCUCCGGUGGAAGAAAGCAGGCGCAAAUUUAUUCGGGGGAUGUUGCCAAACUACUCCAGCUACCGUGAGGGCUAUUGCCAAAGUUUUGCACCCACAUCCCGUGUCAAGUAAUUAGUAGGAGAACUUGCAGUGGCAAAGUAGAAGUUAUUAGAAUCAGUUAUAGUUUAAUAAACAGAUGAUAGAGUACAAUCUUGGUAGAUGAGAGAUUUCACAUGCAAGGAAAGAGUGAUUUGUUUCCACGAGUUGGAAGAAGGAAGGAGAGGGAAUAAAAACAUAGCGAUGGGAUGCGUCGAUAAGGUUCUUGCACUUGGUGCACAUCCCUUC
This is a messenger RNA of Marchantia polymorpha subsp. ruderalis, 1134 nucleotides long. The record is from the annotation of a GenBank genome assembly. NCBI's taxonomy places the organism in Eukaryota, Viridiplantae, Streptophyta, Marchantiopsida, Marchantiales, Marchantiaceae.